AUGGCAGAGUAUGUUGGCAGCGAGGCUAACGGCAGUGAUCAAGACCAGGAUAGCAACCCGCGCAUUGUCGCUAUACCCCCGACUGGACUGGCAGAAAUGCUAACUGGGAUGCCCGGCGCGCAUGGUGGACACGGGCUUCGCUUUAGCAUCAUCGACGAAGCCGUUGCGCCGCUUGGACUGCGUGACGCGUCCAGUGCGGCGGCGCGCAGCGAGGAAAGUGUGACGGAGCCGAAACAAACAGAGGCCUCUGUAGAGGAGCGCAGUGCGAAUGAAGAGCAGCUUGCACGUGUGUACGAGUCGUUCGAUUUCCGGCACCUGUGGCAGCGGCUAAGCGAGUCGCUUUCGUGUCUGCAAAGCGAUCCAAACUCGGCGCAGGUUCUUCUUCCACUCAUAGAGAGCCUUAUGGUGGUGUCGCAGUAUUCAAUGAAAGCCCAAGCUAAUGCCGAGCUGCGCUGCGCAGACGAUCCCGCCAUGGGCCAAGCGCUGCAUUCGCGCCGUGCGGAAAUGGAACGCGAAUUUUUCAACUUUACCGAGAAGCACCGCAAAGUCUUGAAUUUAAUGGUGCGGCAGAACCCGUCGUUAAUGUCGGGCUCCUUUUCUCUGCUGGUCAAGAAUCCCCGCGUGCUCGACUUCGACAACAAGCGGAACUACUUUUCGCAGCAGCUGCACAAAGGGCGGCGCGAACAUUAUACCCCUCUUUCGCUCACUGUGCGCCGCCAGCAUGUAUUUUAUGACAGCUUCCAGUUUUUUAACCGCAAAUCCGGCUCUGAAAUCAAGCACGGAAAGCUCAAUGUGCGUUUUCAUGGCGAGGAAGGUGUCGACGCCGGGGGCGUCACCCGCGAAUGGUUCCAAGUGCUCUCGCGCGAGAUGUUUGACCCGAACUAUGCGCUCUUCCAGCCCUGUGCGGCGGACCGCACGACCUACCAGCCCAAUAGCAAGAGCGCCGUGAACGAGCUGCAUCUUUCCUUUUUCACGUUUAUUGGGCGCGUGAUUGGGAAAGCUAUUUACGACAGCCGUUUGCUGGACGCCUACUUUACACGCAGCUUUUACAAGCACAUCCUUGGUCGUCCUGUAGACUACAAAGACCUCGAGGCCAUUGACCCAGAGUACUACAACAGUGUCGAGUGGAUGUUGGCCAAUGAUAUCACCGACGUACUCGAACUUUCCUUCACCGUCGACGACGAGGAGUUUGGCGAGACCAAAGUCAUCGAGCUGAAGCCCAAUGGUGCCAACAUCCCGGUUACCGAGGAGAACAAGCAAGAGUACGUGCGUUUGGUCACAGAGCAGCGCCUCUCCAAGUCGAUCCAGUCCCAAAUCGACGCAUUUCUGCAAGGAUUCAAGGAGAUUAUUCCCACGGAGCUUAUACAAAUCUUUUCCGAGCAGGAGCUCGAGCUGCUCAUUUCUGGCCUGCCGGACAUCGAUGUGGAUGCGUGGAAGAACAACACAGAGCUCCAAGGCUACUCGAGCAGCGACCCCAUGGUCCAAUGGUGGUGGCGCGCCGUGCGCUCCUUUGACCAGACGCAGCGCGCGAAGCUAUUGCAAUUUAUCACGGGCACCAGCAAGGUCCCUUUGGAGGGCUUUUCGCAGCUGCAGGGCGUGCAAGGCACACAGCGCUUCAAUAUCCACAAGGCCUACGGCGAGAAUCGUUUGCCUGCAGCGCACACCUGUUUCAACCAGCUCGAUCUUCCGCAGUACGACUCCUACGACAAGCUGCGCCUCCAGCUGCUCACGGCGAUGAACGAGGGUGGAGAAGGCUUUGGAUUUGCAUAG
Malassezia vespertilionis is the source of this 1770-nucleotide messenger RNA. RefSeq names its product HECT-type E3 ubiquitin transferase. Lineage: Eukaryota; Fungi; Basidiomycota; Malasseziomycetes; Malasseziales; Malasseziaceae. Gene Ontology annotation, molecular function: ubiquitin-protein transferase activity. Bases 1 to 1770 code for a protein of 589 amino acids. The record is from RefSeq and is a predicted model, not a curated record. The transcript has a single exon. Gene Ontology annotation, biological process: proteasome-mediated ubiquitin-dependent protein catabolic process; positive regulation of protein catabolic process; protein polyubiquitination.